This is a messenger RNA of Epinephelus fuscoguttatus (brown-marbled grouper), 784 nucleotides long. RefSeq names its product stefin-C-like. Gene Ontology annotation, cellular component: cytosol. The coding region runs from base 67 to 378 and encodes 103 amino acids. Gene Ontology annotation, molecular function: cysteine-type endopeptidase inhibitor activity. The transcript has 3 exons. Lineage: Eukaryota; Metazoa; Chordata; Actinopteri; Perciformes; Serranidae. The record is from RefSeq and is a predicted model, not a curated record.
UGAAACAGAGAGACACGUAGAAGCAGGCAGUCGACUCCUCUGUUAACUUCAACAGACCUUGUGACAAUGGCUACAGAUAUGGGAGGAUGGAGUGAGACAGUGGACGCCACUGAGGAAACUCAGAAGAUUUGUGAUCAGGUGAAGGUCCAAGUGGAGAAACAGACAGGCAAGUACUAUAGGGAAUUCAAAGCAGUUAAAUACAGGAAUCUGCAUCUGAUGGGAGGAACCCACUGCCUCAUCAAGGUUCAUGUUGGAGAGGACUAUGAUCAUCUGAUGGUCGUCCAAGGAGCUGGGACGCAGUUCCCAACUCCUCCAUCACUGCGUGGUGUAGAGCAGCACAAAACCAAAGACGACCCCUUCGAACCUUUCACCAACUGAUCACACAACCUGUUUCAACAGUUAAACACUUACAGGCUGCAGACUCAUGUUAAAAUGCUCUGCCUCUUUAUUCUGAAAUGAUGUGACUUUGAUUUUAAAUGUAUUAACACACAGAGAUAAAUAUAUUUGAUGUUGGGACGCAGCAGGUAAAUGCACCGCCUUCUAAAGAAAUAACAACGAUUAAACAUAAAAAAAUCUCUUUAUAUUUCUUGUGGUUCUUAUGUGCAGCAUUUGCGAUUCUAUCGUUAAGUCUGAUUUCUACAAUAGAUGUCAUCUUGGCUAAACCUUAACACAGACGUAUAGAUUUUUAACAUCCUUAUGUUGUGAGAUCUGAUGACACAAACCAGGAAACAUUUUCUUGCUGUCAGUUACUUGACAGGUGUCCUGGAGGAGGAAAAUGAAUUUC